AUGAAAUUAGCGGAAGCCGAGCGCAGCGGAGGGGCGGCGGCGGCAGCAGCGGGCGAGGCGCGCCGGUGCUGGUGUACGGCGGCCGGCGGCCGGGGCGCGCUGGGCUCGCGAUGCGUGCAGGCCUUCCGGGCCUGCAACUGGUGGGUCGCCAGCAUCGACGUGCAGGAGAACGAAGAGGCCAGUGCCAACGUCGUGGUUAAAAUGACAGACUCGUUCACGGAGCAGGCCGACCAGGUGACUGCUGAGGUGGGAAAGCUCCUGGGUACAGAGAAGGUGGAUGCGAUCCUUUGUGUGGCUGGACGAUGGGCUGGGGGCAAUGCCAAGUCCAAGUCGCUCUUUAAAAACUGUGACUUGAUGUGGAAGCAGAUCAUGGGGACAUCCACCAUCUCCAGCCACCUGGCCACCAAGCACCUCAAGGAAGGAGGCCUCCUGACCUUGGCGGGGGCCAGGGCCGCCCUGGACUGGACGCCCGGGAUGAUCGGCUACAGCAUGGCCAAGGCCACGGUUCACCAGCUCUGCUGGAGCCUGGCCAGGAAGAACAGCGGCCUGCCGCCCGGGGCUGCGGCCGUUGCCCUGUUCCCGGUCACCCUGGACACCCCAGUAAACAGGAAGUCGAUGCCCGAGGCCGACUUCAGCUCCUGGACGCCCUUGGAGUUCCUGGUCGAAACCUUCCAUGACUGGAUCACAGAGAAAAACCGACCAAGCUCAGGAAGCCUAAUCCAGGUGGUGACCACGGAGGGGAAGACGGAGCUUACCACAGCAUCUCUAUAA
Dama dama (fallow deer) is the source of this 771-nucleotide messenger RNA. RefSeq names its product dihydropteridine reductase-like. Gene Ontology annotation, molecular function: NADPH binding; 6,7-dihydropteridine reductase activity; NADH binding. NCBI's taxonomy places the organism in Eukaryota, Metazoa, Chordata, Mammalia, Artiodactyla, Cervidae. The record is from RefSeq and is a predicted model, not a curated record. The transcript has a single exon. Bases 1 to 771 code for a protein of 256 amino acids. Gene Ontology annotation, cellular component: cytoplasm. Gene Ontology annotation, biological process: tetrahydrobiopterin biosynthetic process; L-phenylalanine catabolic process.